AUGUUCAAAUCUUCAACCAUUAUUUAUACUUUUGCUAUUAUCCUCCUUGUUGCUGUUGUUGCUACUAAUGCUGCAAUUACAAGUGUUGUUCAAGAAGGAAAGAAAUUAACGAUUAAUUAUUCACCAAUGACAAUGAUUUGGUUUGAUAAUCAACUCAUCAACAGUGGAUUGACAACCAAUAUUGCACCAUAUUGCAAGGCAAUGUAUGGAUGGUCUCCAUUGGUUUGCAAUUUACCAACUAUUCCAUCUUGUGAUACUAUCCGUCUCUAUGGUGCAACUGGUAUUGGUGGUUCAAACAUUGAAAUGCAAUAUGCCUUUAAUUGUACUGUCGUUGUUUAA
Molecule: messenger RNA, 339 nt
Organism: Cavenderia fasciculata
Lineage: Eukaryota; Evosea; Eumycetozoa; Acytosteliales; Cavenderiaceae
Exons: 2
Coding region: 1-339 (112 amino acids)
Source: RefSeq, a predicted model, not a curated record